Messenger RNA from Gryllus bimaculatus (two-spotted cricket), 1276 nucleotides. The record is from the annotation of a GenBank genome assembly. Lineage: Eukaryota; Metazoa; Arthropoda; Insecta; Orthoptera; Gryllidae.
CGCCACCCGUUAGAGCGCAGCUCGGAUGCACUGCUAACCCGGGGCAAAUGCUUUGCAUUUAAUGCCGAAGUGUUUUGUAUGAAUUAUUCUAAUCCAGAUUCCUGUACAUUGACAUGUUUCAAAAGAUGUGUACAGUGCUUUAAGUUAAUAUGUCAUGUGUAGUAAACAAACUUUUUCAUUGCUGUCGUAUGAGAAUUUAAGUUGUCAUUAGGUAAAACAAUGCCAGGAGGAGAACCAUUAUUACCAUUUGUCAGUGGAUGGGAUGAUGAUUCAACAGGGAUUGAAGAAGAUCCUAAUCCUAGAGAGAAUCCUGAAAAAGAGAUACUUUGGGCUGCUGAAAAUGGAGAACUUGAAGUAGUUCGAAACAUAAUUAUGAAUAAUCGAGAGUGCAUACAUGUAAAAGACGGUGAUGGUUACACCCCGCUACACCGAGCUUGUUACAAUGACCACGUUGAAAUAGUUGAUAUUUUGUUAGAGCAUGGGGCAGACAUUCAUGCGCGAACAAAAGAUCAAUGGCAGCCCUUACACUCUGCUUGUAUGUGGAACAACACCAAAUGUGUGGCGAAACUCUUAGAGCAUGGGGCAGAUGUCAACGCUACCAGUGAAGGGGGUCAAACCCCAUUACAUCUUGCUGCAGGCAACAGUGAAUCCAUUGCCACUCUAGCACUGUUGCUCACCCAUCCACUACUGAAACCUGACAUACGCAACAAAAGUGAUGAAACUGCAGCUCAGAUAGCGAGACGAAGUAAUCCUAAUUAUUGGAUUUUUGAAAGUGUUGAACCAUGUCUGAAUGUUUUCACACAUGAUGGUUGAUUGUUUUCUAUCUCUGUGGUGUUUUUUUAUUCAAACAAUUACAGAUGCUAGUUUUAGCUAGUACUUCUCUAUAAUUGUACUUUCAGAAGCUUCUUGAUAUAACUUCAAGAAUCUGCAUUCUUUUUAUAGAGAAGAUUUUUUCCUAAAAUAAUUGACUGCAUAUUCAAAGGGUAUGUUGGAAGUUACUUUGUCAUUGCAAGCCUUGAGAAACUAACAGUGAUAUGUUAAAAAAUUACAUGAAAGUAAAAAAUAAGUAGGGACAGUCAAUUAAUCUUUUGAUUUAAUAAUCACUCGGCAUGCAAUUUGAUUUUUGAAUAUUGAUAUUUUCUUCAAACCAAGCAUAAUUUAUCAGAAUUAUUUGAAAAGAGUGGAAAUAUUUCAAUAGGUCCAACUAGUUUAAUGUGUACUGAUGUUAAUUUAUUGUUUAUAAGUAAUUUUUAAUAAAAGCUUUAAAUAGUUUAAA